Malania oleifera is the source of this 3497-nucleotide messenger RNA. RefSeq lists its product as uncharacterized. NCBI's taxonomy places the organism in Eukaryota, Viridiplantae, Streptophyta, Magnoliopsida, Santalales, Ximeniaceae. Gene Ontology annotation, cellular component: Ino80 complex. The coding region runs from base 491 to 3055 and encodes 854 amino acids. The record is from RefSeq and is a predicted model, not a curated record. The transcript is spliced from 10 exons.
UCCGAGAAAACCCCCCGAUCCUCGUCUCUCUCUCUCUCUCUCUCUCCUCUCUCCUCUUUGUAGUUUCGUGUGUGCGUUUUCUCUCUCUUCCGCCCGGGUCUCCUCCACCCCCACGCGAUUCGGAUAACCCAAAAACCCUCCGCCCCUCCUCCUCUCUCUCUCUCUCUCUCUCCUAAAUCCAUUGUUUCGCUCGGUCCGAACUGCGCUGAAAUUUUCUCUUCCGCCCAAUUUUGCGAGAUUUUCACUGUGGAUUUACUGCGAAUACAUUGUGCGUCUACGACUUUUCGCGCUUGGCAUUGAGUGUGUUUCGUGUAUUGUUUGUUCGGGUUCGGUCGAAGCUCGCUUCGAUUCUAGGGUUUCGUGUGUUUUGAUUAAGUACUCCAGUUUGCAUAUGGAGGGAAAGUUUUUGUUAAUUUUGAGCACAACAUCUAUCCAUACAUUUGCAUAAAGCUCUGCUGUGCUUGGGAUAUUUUUAAACAUUUCAUGCCCAAUGGCGGUUGAUCAGCGGAAAAAACGGCCAAAUGCUGCCAGUGUUGUAGGAUGCAGUUCUCGAGAGCAACAUAAAUCAAAAAAGAAGAAUCUUCGAUCACCACAAUAUGAUUUAAAGAUGAGGUCUCAUGUAUCCCUUGAGUGGGAUGAUGACCAGAAAAGGGUUGUUCCCAAAAAAGAGCAGAUUGGCAUAGCUCGGAGAGACUUAACUCCAUUUAUUGAUUAUGCUCCUCAUUGCCACAAUGCCUUGGCAGAUGUUUUUGCAGUUCCGCAAGAAAUCUUGGAGUUGGGGAAUCUUACAGAAGUGCUCUCAUAUGAGGCUUGGGAGACUAGUCUGACAGAGAAGGAGAGAAAUUUUCUCAUGCAUUUUCUUCCUAGAGGGCUAGAGGCACAGCAAGUUGUUCAAGCAUUGCUUGGGGGUGAUAAUUUUCACUUUGGAAAUCCUUUUCUUAAAUGGGGUGUUUCACUUUGUUCUGGUGAUCUUCACCCAGAUGUGGUUCUUCACAAUGAGCAGUGUUUCAAGGCUAAUAAGAAAGGCUACUAUUCAGAGCUACAAAAGUAUCAUAAUGAUAUUAUAAGGAACUUGCAGAAGUGGAAGGAGCGAUGGACAAGCUGCAAGGAUCCCGAAAAGGAAAUUGUUCAGAACCUAUGGAGAUCAAAGACACAGAUGGACAAGAAUGUUUCUUCACAUGCAAAUGAAUUUAGAUGUCAUGAUCCUGAGGAGAAUCUUACAGCAACAUCUGAAUCUUGUUCUUGGGGGACAGAUGAGAAAGGCUGUAGCGGUGAUAACCUGAACUCCUCCAUUAUGAAGGGUGGGGAACUUACAGAAAGGUGUAUACGCAGGAAAGGGUUUAUGAAGGAGAAAUCUGGAAGCUCAUUGGUUGCAUCAGAUGGGCUUCAGUUAGUGGCAAGGCCUAGAAAAGGAGAAAAGCUACAUAAGCGUAAUAUUGGAUGUAAUGAUGGUGCCAAAUAUAUGUCUUACAUCAAGAUUAGCAAGAAGCAGCAUCAGCUUGUUAAGAAUAUGAAGCAAUCUGGUAAUAACAUUCAACCUAGGUCUCUUAACCGUGUUUUAGGUAAUCUUGAUCAUUUUCAUGUGCAACCAUAUGAAUUCUUCGUGGAGGAAGAACGAAAGAAGUUGCGUGAGCACUGGUUGCAAUUGGCAAACAUAGAUCUCCCAGAAGCAUUUGCAAAUUGGAGGAAAGGACGGUUACAAAGACAGCAAACGAUAAAGUCUUUGGAACAAGAAAUGAAAGAAAAAUUUAGAUCAUUGACAGAGCCUGGAUGUCAGGCUGAUGAUGAGAACUCUGGUGGCAUGCUUCUGGAGCGGAAGGAUUUUAGAGCAAAUGAUGAUGAGCUCAGCAAUGAACUGAAUGGAGAUGAUGAAGAGUCUUCUCUUGCCUCCACACCGAGUCAGCAUUUGCCAGAGAUCUCCCCACUGAAUGGUAGCCAUCAUUUCAGCCCCAUGGAUAUGGAUUUAGAAGACGAUCACUUAGUUUCAAAACUGGAUGAUGCUCCUCCGGAUGUAUCGGAGUACUCAGAAAAUUUGAAUUCCACUGAUGUUGCUCUUACUCAGGGAGUUCCCCUCUCUUCUUCUGAAGAUGUCUGGCCAGCAGCAAGUGCUUCCCUUCCUUAUUACAGUUCAACUUCAAGGCAUGAAUAUGCACCUACUAGUGAAUUGCCACUUGGGCAUUCACAGGUGAUUGAAGGGCAACAGGCCCAUAUUAAUUUGGAAUCUGACAUGAAGGAAGCGGAAAUGAGGAAAAAUCUGUUGCACAGACAGUUCAAAGAUGGGUCCCUCAAUUCUUGCCCAAACCAAGACCGAGACGAGCUGCUUCAAUCAUUUUUUAAGGGUCGGGAUAUGUCAUCUUACCAUCGUGAGCCAAGACAAGCAGGAUCAAAUUUCCAGGCAACAGCCAAUAUGUUUAUGGAAAGUGACCAUUUUCCCAGGCAUUUCCAGGAGCAGCUACAGCCCCCAUUGUCACUGGAGCAUAUGCACAACCGGCUGAAUGAGAUUUACACUCGUCGAAACACUCAGGAUAACAUGUUUUCUGAUGGAGGCAGGUAUUUUAUUCCGAGGCAAGAGCAUAUUCCACCGGUAAGUGUGCGAGAUUGGGUUGUAAACCCCACCCGCGUGUUGACACCUCCCCAGUUGCAAACUAUUGGUGGAGAAUUGUUGAGUCAGAAUUUGUUUCCAGGUGAGCGUACACUCCGUGGUGAUUUGUCAGGUCCCGAUGGUACUUGUAUUUCUAACCAUGGCAUUGGGAAUGGAGAUGGGAGCCUAUUUAGUGUUCUCUCUCAGUGUAACGAAAUGCGUUCUGGUACUUACAAUUCUUUGCGCCCAACAGAGCAGUUAAUUUCAGCAGGAAACCAUGGUGUGAUGGGAGGCAGCGCACUUAGAAACAGCAAUGUUUUUCCACAGGCAGUUAAUCCACUAGACUACUUGGGCAGCCGGGAAGCCGCUUCUGCCUUGAUGAGCAGCAAUUUGGGAUGGAUGAGCUUGCCUCAUCAGAACUCUGCUCUCCAUGAUUCAAUGGGGAAAUCGUUCUUGAGGUCAUGGAAUCAAUAAGAAUUUUUGUGGUUUCUUUUUUUUUUUAGGGGGCAGAACCAUGUGAGCUUGGAAAACGGGAUGCACGUGGAUGAAACCAGGGCUUCCUCGUUUUUUCUUUUUUCAGGGGAAAGAGGGCUUUUGGGGGUGUUGCAGAAGCGGAAUAUGCAUUAUGCAGACCCUGAAAAUAGGAUUUUGUACAUAGCCAUACAAGAGCAGCAAAGGUAAUGUGUGUAUAUAUAUGUAUGUAUGUAUCCAGGUGAUGCUUUAGACGGGCAAGCGAGGUGAAGUUAAUUGUAGGGUCAAUGAAUCAAGGUAUCUCCUAUUUGAUAGGUAACCGUAUAUAUACAUAUGUUUUUAAGUCAUUGGCAAUUUUCUUCUCUCCUAUUCACUGAGAGAGACCUUUGAAUGACAGCUAUUUUUGAAAUAAAACCUAUUAUACAACUAUUGUUAUUGUUCCUGA